This is a messenger RNA of Closterium sp. NIES-65, 615 nucleotides long. The record is from the annotation of a GenBank genome assembly. NCBI's taxonomy places the organism in Eukaryota, Viridiplantae, Streptophyta, Zygnematophyceae, Desmidiales, Closteriaceae.
AUGCGUCCCCUGCAUAACGCCCUGCUUCCCCCUUUCCCCUGUCUUCCCUACACCAUUAUUCCCCCUCUGCCCUCCUUGCCUUACGCCCUUGUUCCCCCCAUCCCCUCGGCCUUACCCCCUUCUUCCCGUUCUCUUCCUUACGCCCUGCUUCCCCUCUUUCCCUCUCUGCCCUCCAUCCUACUCCCCCUUAUCCCCUCUCUGCCUUACACCCUUCCUCCCCCUGUCCCCUCUCUGCCUUACCCGGUUCUUCCGCCAUUCCCACCUUUCUACCUUAUGCCAGUCUCCCCCUUUUCCCAACUUCCAUACGCUCUUCCUCCUCCUUCCCCCUCUCUGCUUUACGCCAAUAAUGCACCGUUGGUCCCCUUUGUUCCUUUUCUCAACCCGCCACCCUGUUCUCCCCUCUCCGCCGUACACCCUCCUUCUCCCUCUUUCCUCACUCCCUUACCCCCUUCUUCCACCUAUCCCCUCAACGCCUUACACUCUUCUUCCCCCUUUUCCCUCUCCACCCUACACCCGUCUUUCCCAUCUCCCCUCUCUGCCUCCCUCCCAUCUUCCCCCUUUCCCCUCUCUCCUUACACUCUACUUGCCCCACCAUGCAUUCAGUGCCUUACAUAG